GGUUGUAACAGAGCGAUGUCGGCGGCAUGGAGCGCUUCACGGAAUGCGCUGCCCCUGGACAUACCCGAGCGAAAGCUGUUUCCACUCCACUGGGCGAACGACAGACUGGGGAACGAGUUCCCGCCCAUCAGAGGAAUCCCCAAUUGCGGACCUGGUCGCUACGACACCUUUUCUAGAAACAGUGUGUCGGCUAACCUUGGGAAGAAACCAGAGAGUAAAAUGGGAUACACUCUGGGAGCAAGAACAUCGGUUCGAUUCUCGUCUCAGAAGACUAGAUCUCCCGGCCCCGCAAUGUAUCAUAAACGGUUUGGAAGAGAUCAGAGUUUCAAACCAUCAAGUGCACCCUUUGGUUCCUCUUCUCAAAGGAGUAAACCGUUUCCGUCGACUAAACUUCGUUCAAAGCGUCCUGGCACGUAUGACCCACUCACACCAAGAAACAGGCAUGUUACUUGGCCAAUGAAGUUUGAUUCUCCAGACUGGAGUUUAGUCCCUGCUCCAAAAAAGCGUACGUUGCGGAUCGAGCUUGCUAGUGACAAAGAAUUUCGUAAGCACAGGAACAGAGUGGCAUAUUUCAGCUUGUACUACAACUGAUAACAUCAAAGACGGAAUGGUCAUGGAAUAUCAUUCACUGCAGCAUCAUCGGAACCAACAAUGGGUGAAAAUAGUGAUAAUUAGACCAUCUUUUAUAAUGCUGUCCACAACAUACUCUGUAAAUGUGUCAGUAUAAUGUCUUAUUAAACAAAAGCAACUUUGUCAAUUUA
Messenger RNA from Leucoraja erinaceus (little skate), 761 nucleotides. RefSeq names its product protein pitchfork-like. The transcript is spliced from 6 exons. Gene Ontology annotation, molecular function: cytoskeletal protein binding. Bases 16 to 591 code for a protein of 191 amino acids. NCBI's taxonomy places the organism in Eukaryota, Metazoa, Chordata, Chondrichthyes, Rajiformes, Rajidae. The record is from RefSeq and is a predicted model, not a curated record. Gene Ontology annotation, cellular component: ciliary basal body. Gene Ontology annotation, biological process: regulation of cell projection organization.